Solanum pennellii is the source of this 1177-nucleotide messenger RNA. Its product is annotated as aldose 1-epimerase-like. The transcript has 3 exons. Bases 276 to 1034 code for a protein of 252 amino acids. Gene Ontology annotation, molecular function: carbohydrate binding; aldose 1-epimerase activity. Gene Ontology annotation, biological process: glucose metabolic process; beta-D-galactose catabolic process via UDP-galactose, Leloir pathway. NCBI's taxonomy places the organism in Eukaryota, Viridiplantae, Streptophyta, Magnoliopsida, Solanales, Solanaceae. The record is from RefSeq and is a predicted model, not a curated record.
UUGUUUAUUUUGAAAGAGAUUACGAUUAAAAAAAAUGGUGGCUUUCUAUGUAAUUAUAAGGCUCAUUUGUACUAGAAAGUUGGCUACGUCGCACAUGAUCGAUCUCUUUUACAGCAUGACGGUACAAUCUAAGAAACAAGGGAACCUCUUUACUACAGAUGCUCAUCAUAAACUUUGGUUGAAUUAAUUUGUUUGUGAAUUUUGGUGGAAACAAAGUUAAAAUGUUUUUUUUUUCAAUUUUAAGAUAAGCAAUUCUAUGAAGGAGACAUAUAACGAUGAACUUGUGUCGGUGUGGCAUCCAAAUUGGCGGACACAAGGGUUUUGACAAGGUUGUGUGGGAGGUUGCUGAACAUAAGGAGGGUGAACAUCCAUCAGUUACCUUUAAGUAUCAUUGUCGUGAUGGCGAGGAAGGUUACCCGGGAGAUCUUUCUGUUACUGCAACGUACACACUUACCUCUAAGACGACACUCGGACUUGACAUGGAAGCUGUGCCUGCAAAUAAGGCUACUCCUGUUAGUUUAGCUCAGCACACCUAUUGGAACCUUGGUGGCCAUAAUUCAGGAGAUAUUCUCAACAACACAGCCCAAAUAUGGGCAAAUCAUAUCACUCCUGUUGAUCAGUACACGGUCCCAACUGGAGAAAUAAUGCCUGUUAAAGGCACUCCAUUUGAUUUCACCUCUGAAAAGCAGAUUGGCCGUGAUAUCCAGCAGGUUGGCUUAGGGUAUGACCAUAAUUAUGUGCUAGACUGUGGAGACAAGAAAGAUGGCUUGAAGCAUGCUGCAAAAAUCAAGGAUCCUAAGAGUUCCAGAGUACUUGAUUUAUGGACCAAUGCUCCUGGCAUGCAGUUUUACACUGCAAACUAUGUCGAUGGAGUUGUUGGCAAAGGUGGAGCUGUUUAUAACAAGCAUGCUGGAGUCUGUUUAGAGACUCAAGGAUUUCCAAAUGCUAUCAACACACCAAAUUUUCCCUCUAUUGUCGUUCAGCCUGGUGACAAGUACAUACACAAUAUGGUGUAUGAAUUUUCAGUUGAAUAGAUUGUUUUAGGAUUUCUUCAAGACCAAAAUGAACCAGUAACGAAAAUCGUAGGCCUCAUUUGAGACGGUUGGGAUUGUCUGAAGCCGAUGAAAGUCAUCCAUGUAAACCUCAGACUAGCUUUUAAAGCAAUUGUCCGACAAAG